UUUUGUCUUACCAGUGGUUCGUGAUCUUGAAAUCAGUGUUUCUACCGAUGAUGUUCUUAAAGGCUGCUUGUCAAUGUGAAAGCUUCGACAUGUUAGGUGGAAAAUCUUCCUCAAGUUCUUCUGAUGCAUCUUCGCGCGAAAGGGAAUCUCAACUUUCAAAUAUGAUAAGCUAGUUGAGAGAGAUGUGAUGUUGAAAAAAGUUCAGAAGGCAAUGGAGGAGUACCUUGUUGCCAUUGUCCAUUCUCUCCGAGAAUUUUGCUGCCUCCACUUGGUGUUUGGAGGAACUCCGAAAGAUUCUUGAUGUGGGAAAACCAGUUAUUCCUGUGUUUUAUGAAGUCGUUCCUUCCGAUGUUCGGCACCAGAGAAAUAGUUUCGCUAAGGCUUUCGAAGAACAUGAAAGAAGAUCAGAAGAAGAUCAAUUGAAGGUGCAACAAUGGAGGAAAUCCUUGAAAGAGGUUGCGGACUUUUCUGGCUGGGAGUCCAAGGAUAGGUGAGUUUUGAUUGUGUUAAUUUAUCUACAUAAGUAAUCAUCAUUUCAGUUUUCUGGUAGCUACAAUAACCAAACACAUAAUUAAGAAGAAGAUACAACACAAAAUACUACAUGAUUUCGGUAAUUACUUAUCAUUAUUGAAAAUUUUAACUCAAUCUAUAAUAAUUAGCGAAUGGCUCUGUUAUAUUUCAUGUCUGUUGACAUUGGAGUUAUCAGAAAAUUAUAAAUUUUUAUCAAUAGGAGAUUGGAAGAACUCAUUGAAGACAUUAUUAAAUCGGUAUGGACAAAAAUACGUCUUAAAUUGCCAUCAUACGAGGAGGAAAGGGUUGGAAUUGAUUCAAGAGUUGAGAAAAUACGUUCACUUUUGAAGCUGGAAUUGAAAGACGUGGUUCACUUCACUGGAAUAUGGGGCAUGGGUGGUAUAGGUAAGACAACUCUAGCGAGAGUUGUAUUUAAGAAAAUAUGUAGCCAAUUUGAUAUUAGUUGCUUCCUUGAAAAUGUGAGAGAUUUCUGGGAAAACUCAUGACAUGCUUACCUUACAAAUAACACUUCUCUCUCAUAUGGAAGUGAAAGAAUUCACAAUCCAAAAUUUGGAUGAAGGAAAGAUCGUAAUAGGAGGUAUCUUACGGAACAACAAAGUUCUCCUGGUCCUUGAUGAUGUUGAUGACGCAAGACAACUGGACAGUUUGGGUGUGAAUGAUCAAGGGAAGUUUGGCCCUGGGAGCAGGAUUAUAGUAACAACAAGAGACAUAGAAGUACUAAAACCACUUGGAAAAUUUGAAAUUUGUAAAGUUGAUCUGUUAAAUUCUGAUGAAUCCCUUCAAUUUUUUUGUCAUAAAGCAUUUAAAAGAGAUAAACCAUCAGAACAACUAUUGCAGUUGUCAAAAGGGGCUGUUCAACAAGCUGGAGGCCUUCCUCUGGCCCUUGAGAUGAUGGGUUCAUCCUUCUGUGGGAGAAACGAAUCUCAGUGAAAAGAACUUUUAGAUAUGAAAGAAUACUCAAAGAAAGAUAUUGUGAUGGAGAAACUUACAAUAAGCUAUCAUGGGUUACCAGAAAGUUAUCAGAUUUUGUUUCUUGAUAUUGCAUGUUUCUUCAACGGGUGGGUGAAAGAGCACGUGGAACAAAUUCUAACAAUUUGUUGCCGUUGUCCAGCAAAUGGAAUUGAUGUACUAAUUGGUAAAUCACUGGUAAGUUGUGAUGGAUCACGUUUAUGGAUGCAUGAUUUACUUCAAGAAAUGGGAAGAAAAAUUGUUGUCGAAAAAUGUCUGAUAGAUGCUAGCAAACGCAGCAGGUUGUGGUCACCCCAUGACAUUGAUCAAGCACUAAAAAGAAAGAAGAAAAAAGAAUCGAUUCAGGGUAUAGUUUUGAAGUCGUCUACUGAGCCAUACAUUGCAAAUUGGGAUCCCGAAGCCUUCUCAAAUUAAUUUUCACAAUAUACAAGUUCCCCGUGGCCUCAAAUGUCUUAGCAGUUCACUGAAAGUUCUUCAGUGGACAAAGUGUACUUUGGAAGCUCUGCCGCUUGGCGUUAAGCUUGAGAAACUUGUAGUGUUAAAAAUGCGUUACAGCAAAAUAAAGAAGAUCUGGAGUGAUUCUCAACAUUUCAAAAGGUUGAAGUUCAUUGAUCUUAGCCAUUCCGAAGAUCUAAUUGAAAGUCCUAUAGUUUCUGAGGUUCCAUGUCUUGAAAUUUUGCUUCUUGAAGGUUGUAAAAACCUUGUCAAGGUUCACCAAUCUGUUGGACUGCACAAGAAGCUUGUCGUUUUGAACUUGAAAGAUUGCAUAAACCUCCAAAUCCUUCCAACAAAGUUUAAAAUGGAUUCUUUGGAGGAAUUGAUUCUUUCUGGCUGCUCAAAACUUAAAAAGCUCCCCAAGUUUGCAAACAAUGUGCAAUGUUUAUCACUGAUUGAUUUGAAGAAAUCAGAAAAUCUUAUCUUCCUACCAAAGUCUGUUUGCUAUGUCAGUGGGACAAAAGUUCGUUUAGAAAAUCUUAAAGAGCUUUCUUUUGGUGGAGGAAAACUCAUCAAUAUGUAGGAAGAAACUAGUUACGAAGGAAUUAAUCUUGCCUCCUCUUUCUAGUUUAACAAGCCUCAAGUUCUUGAAUUCAAGUUACUGUGACCUUAAUGAUGAAUCAAUGCCAGAUGAUCUUGGAUCCCUAUCAUCUUUGUUGGGCUUAGAUCUAAGCGGUAACAAUUUUGUUAGGCCUACUUACUGCAUUAGAAAUCUUCAUGCCUUGAAGAGUUUGACCUUAAUUGAUUGCCCAAGGCUUGAGUCUUUGCCAAUGCUCCCACCAAACGUUCAAUGUUUGUGUACAGCUAACAGUACUCAAACGAAACCCUUGAAUUCAGAUGCAUAUAUGCUAUGGAAGAUCUUUGAGUUGCACAUGAAUCAGGUAUAUUCAUUAUAUACACCUCAUUCUCUCCCUCAUCUGCCCCCUAUCCACCCUAAUCAUUUCCAUAAAGUUUGUGUUUACCAAAUGGAAGGUAGGCCACAUUUUAUGCUCAUCAUUCCGGGGAGAGAAACUCAAAAAUGGAAUGAAGAGUGCUUUCUGGUCGAUCCAUCACAUCAUCCAUAUAACAUGUUGGGUUGUGAUUCAGCUGCAUCAAUAAAAGUGGAAGCACCUCAAUACUGUGAAUCUAGUGGAUGGUUAGGAAUUGCAAUAUGCUUAGCAUUAGAACAUUCAAAUAUGCAGCCUUCUCCUCAAUCACAUGUGAGUCAACAUUCCAAGGGAAAUGAGGAAACUCGCAUUUAUUUUUGGGCAUGUAAAGCUCAUGAUGGUGAACCUGACUUGAUUUUCCCCAUAGUACCUGAACAUAGCCACUCAGUUCAUGAAUGCAAUGAAGAAAAAUGCCUUCUUCAACUGAUAUUUUAUGUGGAGAAUCAUUCUAAGGCAUGGAAACCAAGUAUAAGGAAGUGUGGGUGUAGUGUUAUAUUUAAGGAAGAUGUUGAAGAAUGGUGCAAUUAGCAGCACCCAAGUGGUCCUAUUUCAUCAAGAAACACAAAUGAUUAUUUGCAGCAGUUACUGUUUAGGUUUUUUAUUGCAGCUAUUUGAAGACAUACUGAUAAAUUUUAUAUAUGAAUAUUUUCAAGUAAGCUCUAAAAUUAUACAACUUCCUAUAGUUAUAUACUUCGUUUCGAAAGAAAGUUCAUCUUUGACAAAAAUGUUCAGAAGGGUUAUUAUUUAUGUAAAAUCAAAUUUAACCCAAUCAAAUUAUAUAUAUAUUCAUUGCCGACAAAGAAAAAAAAGAUAUAUAAUAUUCUGAUACAGUAGAGUUUUUAUUUCAGUCAAUAACUUCCUUGUAUAACCAUUGCUUAAUUAAGAGUACCCAAUACUACUGCAUAAAAUAAUAAAAUAUUUCGCAUGAAAUAAGAAAACCACCAUUUUAUACCCAAUCACCUCUAUGGUCGGUCAUGCAAUAAUACAAUACAAUUUAGUCAAUGGUUGUAAAAAUAAUUUAAAUUUAGUAUACAUCUCCAUUUUCCAGUAGUUUCUUAAUCUAUAAGCCUGCAACAAAGCAGAUAAUAUGCCAAACACGAAUUAGUUAAAAUAUAUUUUAUAAUUCUUGUUCAAUUUUAAUUACAUCAGCAAAUACACAAAUCAUAGAAAGUUUAAACAUAAAUAAUCAUAAUAAUGCCAGAAAUGCGGUCACAGAAAAGUGAGAUAAUUGAGUGUCAACCAUGCGUAAGUAUUCAUUCAACCUGCAUCAAUGGUCUGAUUUACACUGCAUGUUCCCAUCAUGACCUAUCCAUUCACGAAAAUAUUAUUCCUUAGUUGUUAUCUGUAAAUUUUCUAUCUACUUUUUUUCUCUUCCAGGGGCAGAUUUUAGAACUGUAUAAUUCAAACAACAACAGCGCUUGUAUCCACUCAAAAAAACAUAUGAUCUUAUAUAAUCAUCGGUUUAAGCUUUGAACAUAAAUUGAACUGUUUUUGUCCGAGGGUGCAUGUCAAGGCUUCAAUGUUAAGUGGAGAAUCUUCCUCAAACUCUUCGAGAUGGACAUACCAUGUUUUUUUGAGUUUUCGAGAUGGACAUACCAUGUUUUUACAGAUCACUUGUACGUUGCGUUGGUGAGAAAGGGAAUGAUAACUUUCCGAGAUGACAAAAAUCUAGAGAAAGGAGAUAAGAUAGAUAAAGAACUAUUUAAAGCAAUUAAAGAGUCCCUCGGGGCCAUUGUGAUUCUCUCUGAGAACUAUGCCUCUUCCUCUUGGUGUUUGGAUGAGCUCAACAAAAUUCUGGAAUCAAAUAGAGCUCUGGGGAGAAAAGUUUUCCCAGUUUUCUGUGGGGUUAGUCCUAGUGAGGUUCAGCACCAGACAACAAAGAGUUUUGAAGAGGCUUUUCAGAAACAUGAAAGAAGAUUUGAGAAAGACACAGAAAAGCUGCAACAAUGGAGAGAUUCCUUGAAGGAGGUUAGCCAAAUUGCUGGCUGGGAGUCCAAAAAUUACCAGCAUCAAACGGAGCUCAUUGAAAACAUUGUUGAAUCGGUAUGGACAAAGCUACGUCCUGAAAUGCCAUCUUUCAAUGAUGGGUUAGUCGGAAUUAACUCAAGGGUUAAGAAAAUGGACUCACUUUUAAGGAUAGAAUCGAAGGAUGACGCUCGCUUUAUCGGAAUAUGGGGCAUGGGUGGCAUUGGAAAGACAACCCUAGCGAGAGUUGUCUUCAGGAAAAUCUAGCACCAGUUUGAUAUUAGCUGCUUCCUUGACAACGUUAGAGAGAUUUCAAAAGAAAGUGGUGGCAGGCUUCGUUUACAAGGAAAACUCCUUUCUCAUCUGGGUAUAAAAGGCUUAGAAAUUAGAGAUUUAGACGAGGGAAAGAACACAAUAAGAGAACUUCUAUUCAAGAAGAAAGUUCUUCUUGUCAUUGAUGAUGUUGAUGAUACUAGCCAACUAGAGAGUUUGGCUGAGAGGUUAGAG
This is a messenger RNA of Vigna angularis (adzuki bean), 5393 nucleotides long. Its product is annotated as TMV resistance protein N-like. Gene Ontology annotation, molecular function: ADP binding. NCBI's taxonomy places the organism in Eukaryota, Viridiplantae, Streptophyta, Magnoliopsida, Fabales, Fabaceae. The transcript is spliced from 6 exons. The record is from RefSeq and is a predicted model, not a curated record. The coding region runs from base 4476 to 5153 and encodes 225 amino acids. Gene Ontology annotation, biological process: defense response; signal transduction.